UUUGAUAAUUCUCUGUAUUAUUCUUAAAAUAUUGUAUUCUUUGACCAAUAAUACAAUUAAAAUAAAUAAGUAUUGUUUAUACUAAAUUUAUUUAUAAUUGGCUUAUACAUUUUUUUAAUGAAUUUUUACAAUUAAGUUUCCUUGACAAUUAGAUGUAAAUGUUGAUUUUAUCGACAUUUCAGUUCACUUCGUUUUUUCCCGUGAAAAAUAAACUAUCGUCUUGUGUAAUUAUUAAGAUUUAUUUAAUUAGUUAUUGAUAUGGCAAGUGAAAAAAAUAUUUUUGGUCAAACAAAUGAAUCAAACUUACAUAAGGUCAUACGCAGAGUUGAAGAAAUAUGGAAUCGUCGUUUCAUGCAUUCCAAUUGUGUUUUAAAUAAUACAAAUAAAGGACAAAUAUCAAAAAAGUCAACUAAAGAUGGAAGAAUUAUCUCAAUUAUUAAUAAAAAUAUUUAUCCUAUAAAAAAUUCCAUUAUUCCAAAAGAACGCACGUAUCGAAAAACGAAUAAAAAUGAUAAAAUUAUUCCAGAAAAAUUGAAUAUGAUGCAGCAAAGAGAAUUCGGAACACUUUUUCAGAAUGAAAAAUCUGAAAAAUAUAAAAAUGAAAUUUUAAAUUCAACAGAAAAAAAAAAUAUAGCAAUUUCAAAAGACAAUCCGCUAUUAAUAUCAGCUGAUUUGUUAGAAAAGAGUUUUCAUAAGAAAAAUUUGGAACGCAAAAAAUCCGAAAUAAAAAAACAACUUUUUGAGAUAUCUUCUAAUACUACUGCUCGACCAAAUUUAAAAAGAAAUUCAUCCGAAGAAGAUGAAAAAGUCAUAAAAAAGCCAAAAGUUAGUUCUAAUCCUUUGACCUUAAAUACGCCGAAUGACGUAAAUUUACUUGCUCUGUCCACUAUUGAAGUAAUAAAAGUACCAGAGAAAGAAAAAGAAGUAAUGCAAGAUCAGAACACAAAAUCUCUUGAUCAGUAUAAUGCACCUUCAUUUAAAUCGCCCACAUCAUGGUAUACUUCAGACACAAUUAAUGAGUACAUUAAAAUGAUAGUAAAACGGUCAGAAGGUGAAGUUUAUGCAGUUGUCACUGAUUUUAUCAUAGCGUAUCUCCGAGGAGGUUAUCCAGCUAUAAGAAGAUGGAUAAAAAAAGAUAUUCACACAAUAAAAUUACUUUUUGUGCCCAUGAAUGUAUAUGAGAGUCAUUGGAUAUUGACAGUGGUUAAUAUACCUGAAAAGACUGUGACAUCAUAUGAUAGUCUUAAGUCGUAUGAGGGUCCAUAUCCAAUGGUAUUAAAAAAUUUCUUAAUUGAAUGGGAGAUGGACAAAAAAGGAAAAGUUUCUACAUGGACAUUACAAAUAGGUGAGACAUCUCGCCAAACCAAUGAACAUGAUUGUGGGCCAUUUACUGUUGAGCUGGCAGAAAAAAUGUCUCGAGGAGAUACAACACCAAUAAAUAAUAAAGGAAAUGAAAGUCAUUAG
Daktulosphaira vitifoliae (grape phylloxera) is the source of this 1464-nucleotide messenger RNA. RefSeq names its product sentrin-specific protease 1-like. Gene Ontology annotation, molecular function: deSUMOylase activity. The coding region runs from base 259 to 1464 and encodes 401 amino acids. The transcript has 8 exons. Gene Ontology annotation, cellular component: nucleus. Lineage: Eukaryota; Metazoa; Arthropoda; Insecta; Hemiptera; Phylloxeridae. Gene Ontology annotation, biological process: protein desumoylation. The record is from RefSeq and is a predicted model, not a curated record.